Molecule: messenger RNA, 1639 nt
Organism: Sycon ciliatum
Lineage: Eukaryota; Metazoa; Porifera; Calcarea; Leucosolenida; Sycettidae
Product: glucosamine-6-phosphate isomerase-like
Exons: 5
Coding region: 119-979 (286 amino acids)
Biological process (GO): carbohydrate metabolic process; N-acetylneuraminate catabolic process; D-glucosamine catabolic process
Cellular component (GO): cytoplasm
Molecular function (GO): glucosamine-6-phosphate deaminase activity; identical protein binding
Source: RefSeq, a predicted model, not a curated record
UGCGUAUCUAUUUUCAGCAAAGCUAUUGUUGUUGACUUUUGAUUGUACAUGUACUCGAACUCGUAACACUUUCAGCAUCAAUUCUACAGUUUGUUUCUGUGUGUAUUGGCGUGGCAAGAUGAGGCUAAUGAUCCUGGAAGACUAUGAUAGGGCCAGUGAAUGGGCGGCGAAAUAUGUGCGUAACCGGAUCAACGCAUUCCAGCCAACUGAGAAGCGACCUUUCGUCUUGGGCUUGCCAACAGGCGGGACACCCAAGGGCAUGUACAAGAAGCUGAUAGAGUAUCACAAGGCUGGCGCGCUGUCCUUCGAGCAUGUUAUCACGUUCAAUAUGGACGAGUAUGUUGGCAUUGCACGUGAUCAUCAGGAGAGCUAUCAUUCGUUCAUGUGGACUAACCUCUUUGCACACAUCAACAUCAAGCCAGAGAAUGUUCACUUGCUGGACGGCAACGCUACGGACCUCGAGGCCGAGUGUAGCCGCUACGAGGCUGCUAUCACUGCUGCUGGUGGGGUGGAAUUGUUUAUCGGAGGCAUCGGUCCUGAUGGCCAUAUUGCUUUCAACGAGCCUGGAUCGUCACUUGUAUCACGCACCAGAGUCAAGACACUUGCCCAGGACACGAUCAUCGCGAACGCGCGCUUCUUCGAUAACGACCUAUCGCAGGUACCCAAGAGUGCUCUGACAGUUGGCGUCGGCACCGUCAUGGACGCAAAGGAGGUCAUGAUUAUCAUCACUGGUGCCCACAAGGCAUUUGCUCUGUACAAGGCGAUUGAGGAAGGAGUCAGUCACAUGUGGACUGUGUCAGCUUUCCAGCAGCAUGAACAUGCCACCUUUGUCUGUGAUGAGGAUGCAACGCUUGAACUACGAGUCAAGACGGUCAAGUACUUCAAGGGCCUCAUGUCCAUCCACAACGAACUGGUCGCUGAAGACGGCCUGGGAGCAAAGCGGACGCCAACCGCGUCUGACAUGGAUUAUAAUGCCUAGUCACCUGCUGCUGCGGCCCCUGCGCUGAGCUUUACAGGACACGUCUGGCUUUCUACUGCGCUGCUCACCGCUCUCCAGCAUCAGGAACGUGACAUAGCGAUGAAGCAUGCAAAACAAGAUUGGUGACGGUAUGGGACUUUAUUUUUAAGCUGUACAUGUAGUAGUUCUGUGGGCAUGCUGUUGGUCUGCAGCUAGUUGACCAGUUGCUUGCUUGCAGGCGGUGUUCACAGCAUUGCAGCAACACGGCAAGCAGACCUGCUAUUUUUUUGUGCUGUGCAGUCUGGCUCCAGACUCUACAUUCUGCAAUGCUGCGUCAUCUGGCCAGCUGCCAGCUACCCUUGACCAAGGAUGAACAACAAAGUUAUUUUUAGUUUCCCUCUAGUCCCCCUGGUUGAGCAUUUGGUUGAGCGCACGUACACCCUGGUGUUUAGAUAUACGGCUCUUCUUUUCCAUCAGCGUCUUGCAGACGUAGCCGUCCUCCGCUCCAGCUCUCACAUUAGUUGUAUUCCAUCCGGACUGACUUACUUAUUCUUGCGGCUGAACUUCGUCACUUUUCUGAAUUUUAUUGCGGUUUCAUCUGACUUAAAGGACUUUUUUCUACUUACCAACGCGCUGUGAUAACUCAUGGGACAUGGACCAAGUUCAUCUGUUCCACUCUCA